Molecule: messenger RNA, 2190 nt
Organism: Trichomonas vaginalis G3
Lineage: Eukaryota; Parabasalia; Trichomonadida; Trichomonadidae
Product: surface antigen BspA-like family
Exons: 1
Coding region: 1-2190 (729 amino acids)
Source: RefSeq, a predicted model, not a curated record
AUGCACGCAUGCGAUCGACUUCCAUACUUAAACAAUUCUCUCUUUUCCAACUCACGAAAACUCAACAACAUUAAUUUUCCUCAAAAAAUUAAAACACUUCGUUUCGGUUGUUUCUAUAAUUGUGAAUCCUUAAAAUCUGUUACAUUACCAGAUUCCCUUGAAACUAUAUGCGAAUGGCACAAAAUACAUUUAAGUGUAUUUAAUUAUUAUUUAGAAUCUGUCACAAUUUCAUCAAACUCUAAUUUAACCUAUAUAUAUUCAGAUGGAUUUAUCCAAACAAAAUUAAAAUAUUUUUAUAUACCUCCAAAACUCAAAAUUAUCGUCCCUGCUGCAUUCAUAGGUGUACCUAUCCAGAAAUUUGAUGUUGACCCUAGAAAUCCAUAUUUUAAAUCAGAAGGUAAUAUUUUAUAUACAGGAGAGAAAAAUAAUACACUCCAUUUUGUACCUUCAUUUGUAUUAAAUAUAAAAGAUCAUUGUUUUCGCUCAACCCAAGUUACACAAGUUAUUAUUCAUGAAAAUGUCGAAUCAAUUGGGACACAAUGCUUUACUGAAACACCAAUCUCAUCAUUCACAUACAAUUCUAAAAUAACUCGAAUUAAUGCUAACACAUUUGCGAAUUGUUAUAGCCUUGAAAAUGUUACUGUUAAUGAUGUGAUAACUGAAAUCGGUCAAUAUGCGUUUUAUGGAUGCAAAAACUUGAAGAAUAUCAGACUUCCAUCAAGUUUAGUAUCAAUAGGAUAUCUAGCGUUUUCAAGAUGUAAAAUGUUGAACGAUUUAGUUUUACCAGCCAGUGUGACAAGCAUGGGAAGUUCAAUAUUUAAAAAUGCUCGAUCAACACUUGUUUUGAACUGCUCACAAAACAAGCAUUUUUAUAUGGAGAACGGAAUGCUUUUCUCUAGUGGUAAGAAAACGUUAUUUGAUUACUUUGAGAAUGAUCAAAUUACUAUUACAAUUCCUUCAGAAUGCACUUUAGUGAAAAAGUCUGUUUUUACAUCAUCUAAAAUCCAAACAAUCAGAUUUUCUAGCAGCUCCGAGAUGACAAUUGAAAAAGAAGCAUUUAUAGCAUCACAACUUAUUUCUAUUCUCCUCCCAUCAUCAUUGAAAUCACUUGGUUCUUCAUGCUUUAAGAGUUGUCCUAAUUUAGAGAUAGUCACAUUCACAGGUAUGUCAAUCACAGAGAUUCCAGAAGACUGUUUCAACAACUGUCCAAAACUUCGAACAAUCAAUUUACCAUCAUCGAUCGAAAUCAUUCACAAACGAUCAUUCUAUGGUUGCACAUCUAUUAGUGACAUAGGACUAGACAAGACAAAUCUUAAAAAGAUCUUUGAAGAAGCAUUUAAAGGUUCAAGUUUAAGUAUUGCAAUCCUUCCAUUAACAACAACAUUCCUUGAUAGUCAAUGUUUCUUCAACACUAAAGUCACCAAGUUUUCAGCACCUUGUGAUGUUUCUAAAAGUUGUUUUGAGUCAUCAGAAUCAAUUGAGUCAGUCGAUAUCAAUCAAGGAUGUGUCACAAUCAAUGAUAAUGCAUUCGACAGUUGUACAUCCCUCGUCUCAGUCAACAUAUCGAGCAGUGUUAGAACUAUUCGAUAUGGUGCAUUCGCUAACUGUGUCAGUCUUCGAAACUUCUUCAUCGGCAUAAAUGGAUCUCUCGAAACUGUUCAAGGCGGAAGUUUCAGCAACUGUCCAGACCUCCAUAACAUCACACUCGAUCCAGGUGAAGGUCACUUCCGAUUCUCUAGUGGUGCACUUACAGACUGGUAUGAGACAAAGAUCAUCUUCUUCCUUCCAAGCUCUAACAUCAACACAUUCAUCAUUCCUAUCAGCAUGCGCACAAUCGGCAGCUAUGCAUUCAUGGGUGCGACAAAGCUUACACGUGUCUUAUUCAACGGCAACCAGAUCGAAGAGAUCGGUUAUCAGUCAUUCAAAGGCUGUAUCAACCUCAAAUUCCUCUUCUUCAACCCACCAAGCCCUCGAAGCAUCAAUUCUAACUCAUUCGAAGACUGCCCAUCUCUUCACAAAUGCGGCACUAUCUCAUGUCCAUCAUCAGUCAAAAACAUAUUCCUUCAAAACUCAUUCAGCGAGAAAAGCUUUGAGAUUAAUUGUCCUAUUAAUAAAUUAUGCACAGCUCAAUGCAAAUCAAAUGAUUUCAUAUCAUUCUCUAUUUUUUUAUGUUUAUAUAUCAAUGAAUAA